Molecule: messenger RNA, 780 nt
Organism: Adineta ricciae
Lineage: Eukaryota; Metazoa; Rotifera; Eurotatoria; Adinetida; Adinetidae
Source: the annotation of a GenBank genome assembly
AUGGAUUUACUACUUGUUCAAAUGAAUGCUGAAUGUGGUAAUCGAGAAACUGAAUAUGGAAAUAUGAGACAAAGAUUAGAUAAAGAAAAAUUAACUGAUGACGAAGUCGAUAAACUUUAUGAUAUUGUUCAAGUCACUGAUGGUCUUUUCAAUAAAAAUCAUAUUCGAUAUACAAUUGAAGGUGGGACUCUAUUAGGUCUUGUUAGAAAUGGUGGUCUUAUUAAACAUGACAAUGAUGCUGAUUUUGAUAUUCUUCAAGAAGAUAUUCCAAAAAUCAAAGCAUUAAAUCAUCAAUUUGCUGAGUACGGUUUAGAAAUCAUUGAUGUUCCUGGAUGGGGUUUACAAGUUACACAUGAAGAUAGUCCAUGUUUAGCACCAGAUCUUUGGACAGAUGGAAGUCAAUAUUGGACGAGUAAAUGGCCAUUUCUUGAUCUUAUUGGAAUUUGUUGGGAUGAAAAACAACAAUAUUAUAAAUACGCACAAGAAGUUGCUUUACAUGAUUAUCCGGAAUAUUAUUUAACACAAUCAGAUUGGGAAAAUCCAUUUGAACGUGUCUCAUUUGCUCAUUUAAAAUUAUGGGCAAUUGCUGGAGAGAAAAAUCGACGAGCUUAUUUAGAUCGUCAUUAUAAAAAUUGGAAUCGAAUUAUUGAAAUGAAUAUGGAUCAUCGAGCAAAUGUUUAUUUUCAAACAAAAAUUAUUUGCCCAUUAAACGAAAAAGAUUAUGGUCAUCGAGAACGGAGUGCAAAAAUAACAACAUUGAUAAAGCCUUGGAUUGAAUAA